CCACUAUUAACAGCUGAGGUUGGCGGACAAGUUUGCAGAGUUCUGUUCCAGAGCAGAGCGAGAUAAAAGCAGAGCUGGCAAGCGGACACAAACAAGAACUGGGCAUAUAACUACCAAAGUGUUAAGGCGAAAGAAGAAACUUAAAACGCUUAUAUUCGACUUGGGCACGACUACUACCUCCCCGUUUAAUGUUUUCACUUUUGUUUUAAUUUUUCUUGUCUUGUGGAUCGCUGAAUACUUAAAAGCCGUCUGAAUGUAUAACAUGAUGGAAACAGAAAUAAAAAGCCCGCACCCGCAGUCCAAUACGGGCUCGGUGGCGGGCGCCAAAAACAACAACAGUGCCAACGACCAGGACCGAGUAAAGCGUCCCAUGAAUGCGUUCAUGGUGUGGUCCCGGGGCCAACGGAGAAAGAUGGCUCAGGAGAAUCCCAAGAUGCACAACUCGGAGAUCAGCAAGCGCCUGGGUGCUGACUGGAAGCUGCUGACGGACGCAGAGAAGCGACCCUUCAUUGACGAGGCCAAGCGUCUGCGAGCCAUGCACAUGAAGGAACAUCCGGAUUAUAAAUACCGACCACGCAGAAAGACCAAGCCCUUGCUCAAGAAAGACAAGUACUCUUUGCCCGGAGGACUCUUGGCGCCAGGUGCCACCACUGUCAACAACGGUGUCUCGGUUGGACAGCGGAUGGACAGUUAUGCGCACAUGAAUGGAUGGACCAGCAGUGCCUACUCUCUUAUGCAGGACCAGCUGGGCUACUCACAGCAUCCCAGCAUGAACAGUCAGCAGAUCCAGCAGAUGCACCGCUAUGAGAUGGCCGGGCUCCAGUACCCCAUGAUGUCUACUGCCCAAACCUACAUGAACGCCGCGUCCACGUAUAGCAUGUCCCCAACCUACACACAGCAGACCACCAGCGCGAUGGGCUUGGGUAGCAUGGCGUCUGUGUGCAAGACCGAACCGAGCUCACCACCCCCGGCCAUUACAUCGCACUCCCAAAGAGCGUGUUUGGGGGACCUGAGGGAUAUGAUAAGCAUGUAUCUGCCUCCCGGGGGUGACGGCACGGAUCACUCCACUCUGCAAACGAGUCGGUUACACAGCGUGCACCAGCACUACCAGAGUGCUGGGACUGGCGUAAACGGAACGCUACCCCUCACUCACAUUUGAAAAGACAUUUCAACUUUUAAGUACUUGGGAUACUUGAACACUUUGAACUCUUUGCAAAACAACGAAGGUUUCGAUCAUUUUUAUUUUAAUAAGGAAGUUUCGAUCAUUUUUAUUUUAAUAAUUGCGAUUUUUCAUCUCAAGUUGAGCGGUCCGUUUGUCAAUCGUUUAAAAACGACAUCUUCUGGACAGGGACUCAAUAUUUAGCCCGACGUACUUAUUUGUAUUGCAAAGAGGCUUUUAUCUUGAGCAUUUAAGCAAUCAUUUGAUCUAGAAGAAUGGGACUUCAACAAAAAAUGCCAUCCUAUUUUCUGACAACGAAAAUGGCAUGUUGCUUCUUCAGGAGGCUUUUUCAGUAAUCCGAGAGGGAAAUACACUCACACGUAAAUGUUUACACUUCAUUUGUAGAAUAUCAGUUUGCCCGCAUGUCCAACUCUGUGUAGAAUUUAUUUUUUAUUUUCAUGAACUAGUUUUAAUUAAACGAAUGACUGUGCUGGUCGCAAGCGCAAGUUUAUUUAUAGUAAGUUGUGUCUACUUUCUUUAUGAAGCUUGUGAACCUCUGUCUUGUUGAAAUGUUCCAUUUUGUGUCAUGAGUUUUUCUCUGCGGUAUGUUUUGACGGUAUCAGGUUAACCCAUAUCACGGGCGGAGAGAUUUAUUUAAACUGUUUCUGCGCAGUUUAAGACCAUUCUUUAUUCUAAAAUGAUGAAUAAAUUUGUACAAAAUAUAAAGACUGGUUAUUGUACCCA
Molecule: messenger RNA, 1903 nt
Organism: Anguilla anguilla (European eel)
Lineage: Eukaryota; Metazoa; Chordata; Actinopteri; Anguilliformes; Anguillidae
Gene: sox3
Product: SRY-box transcription factor 3
Exons: 1
Coding region: 254-1159 (301 amino acids)
Biological process (GO): regulation of DNA-templated transcription; anatomical structure morphogenesis; cell differentiation
Molecular function (GO): RNA polymerase II cis-regulatory region sequence-specific DNA binding; DNA-binding transcription factor activity, RNA polymerase II-specific
Source: RefSeq, a predicted model, not a curated record